Messenger RNA from Aspergillus thermomutatus, 1635 nucleotides. RefSeq names its product rhomboid protease PCP1. The transcript has 5 exons. The coding region runs from base 1 to 1635 and encodes 544 amino acids. Gene Ontology annotation, cellular component: membrane. Lineage: Eukaryota; Fungi; Ascomycota; Eurotiomycetes; Eurotiales; Aspergillaceae. Gene Ontology annotation, molecular function: serine-type endopeptidase activity. The record is from RefSeq and is a predicted model, not a curated record.
AUGUUCCGCUCCAUCUUUUGCGAUCUCCGCACUUCUCUCACAUGUCGUUCGUAUAGUACAUAUAGUACAUUCAGACGACCUCUUUGUACAUUGGACCAGAAACUCCAUUCGGUGCCAUUCCUGAUCGCCAAUCGAUAUGGUCAGACCCAUUCACCGACGUCCAUCAGGUCGUUCAGCACUUCUGUUCCUUUACUUUCCCAGUCCGCUCCUCCCGCUGAACAUGGCGUCCCGCCUCGCCCCGAGCCCUUCUCCCCGGCUGAGAUCAACAAAAUUUUCGGAUCCCGAGCAAAAAUAUCUCCGGCGAUGGGCAACCGGGUCCUUGCCGUACUACACGGCAGACGUGUUGCCGGUACUCUCGACCUCGAUCUGCCCAAAGACAUAACUCGCUCCGUCCGCCUGUCCAGUCUCGAUGCUGCCCUUGAGUGGCUGCGCAAGAACUAUCCGCUUGAUGAAGAUGCUGCCAUUCUCGCUCGUAUCGAAAGAGAAGAACUCGAAGAGCAGCAGAAGCUCAUUCGACGGGCCGAGGAACUGGGACUGUACAAGCCUCAAUCUGGAACUUUCGGUGCUGAGCGCGGUGACUCGAACGACCCCUACGGCAAGAGUGUCCUGAAGGAAAUUCGGGAGCGAAAUGAGGCGCGACUUUUGGCGGAACAAGAGAGAAAGCGCAAGGAAUGGCUGGAGAAUGAGCACAAGGAACGAGAAGAACUGUUGCGCCAGGUCCAGCAGAAUACAGCUCUGCAAAAGUUCGAUGACUCUUCGGCAUUAGAGGUACGAGAACGCGCGGAUCCUGCACAGCGUCCUUUACUCGCCUGGAUUCAGAAGCACCACUUGCAAGCAACGGACUGGAAUAUGGAAGCGGCAGAAAUGAGCACGGCUCGUCGCAUUCUGCCAAGCCUCGCACUCACUCUUCUCGUCCUUGGCCUCAGCUAUGCCUUUGCCGCAAAUUAUGAAGCCCCAGCGAGAGCGGACCGCAUGUGGCCGGAUACACCCCCAGCAGCUGCCACUGCGUUCGCCAUCAUGGGUGCGAAUCUAGCCAUCUUCCUUCUUUGGAAGUUUCCGCCGGCGUGGCGAACCCUCAAUCGCUACUUUAUCAAUGUUGCUUUCAAGCCCCAUCCCUUGAGUAUUGUCGGAAAUGUCUUCAGUCACCAGCAGUUCAGACACCUAGCGAUGAACAUGCUCAUGUUGUGGUUUAUUGGAACGAAACUCCACGAUGAUAUAGGACGAGGCAAUUUCCUGGGUCUUUAUAUGGCUGCAGGCGCUUUUGGCUCCAUGAUAUCUCUGACAGGUCACGUCAUGAUGGGUCAAUUGAUGGUCACGUCUCUGGGAGCCAGUGGUGCGAUUUCCGGCAUCGUCGCGGCGUGGUGUCUGCUUCACAGCCAGGAGAGAUUCACCAUCUUCUUCCUCCCCCCUGAAUGGCAAGAGGUCAUAUCCGCCAAAGGAUGGGUCCUCCUGACUGGCUUCGUCGCCUUUGAAAUUUUCAAUCUCGUAUCCCCCUUCCGUGUUGUGAAGCUCGAUCACUUUGCCCAUCUCGGUGGAUAUCUAAUCGGCGCGGUAUGGGCCCUGGCGUGGAAUGGCGAACGAGAGAAGAAACGCCGGAAGGACAGGACCUGGUUUGAACGGGUUCUGUCUGGAUAG